Messenger RNA from Sinocyclocheilus rhinocerous, 4039 nucleotides. RefSeq names its product KAT8 regulatory NSL complex subunit 1a (gene kansl1a). Gene Ontology annotation, molecular function: histone acetyltransferase binding. Lineage: Eukaryota; Metazoa; Chordata; Actinopteri; Cypriniformes; Cyprinidae. Bases 680 to 3805 code for a protein of 1041 amino acids. Gene Ontology annotation, cellular component: NSL complex. The transcript is spliced from 14 exons. The record is from RefSeq and is a predicted model, not a curated record.
UUGGAAUUGAGGUAUGGGUAUUUGUAACGUGGUAAUUCAUGAGUUGAACCAUCUACAUGCACUUAUGAAGAGAUAGUCUCUUAUCUGUUGAGGCCUAAAGGCAUAUUCCUAAUUCCGUUGACACAGAUGGUCUGCUGAGGCCAGAGGAGGAGGGGAAACUGAGAAGGCUUGCUCUUACAUAAGCUUGAAUAGAGUAGGUCUUUCCCUACUAACGACUAUGGUAAUGGUCCCCGCUCAGUUCAGGUCAAUGAGUUCUCAUUCCCUUUUUUACUUUGAGGUGAAGAGCAUCGGGGCAGAUAAAUUCUUGUCCAAGAAAUACUGAUAACGCAAAUUUCUGUUUGUGUCCACUUACUCUGUUUUCAGUAGUUAUCUUCUGAUCUGUGUUUAUAUUUAUUUAUCCAGUGUAUUGAUACUAAAAUAAAAAUCAGUAUGGCAUCACAAUUGACCUAUUUACGUUCCUGGUCUUAUUGUGAACGAUUCGACACUGCAUGUUAUUACAAAGAGUUUCCCUCCCAAAACAAUAUUCCCUAUCCCAAAAACUAAUCUUAUUGGAGGCCUGCUGGCAUGGAUUUUGGAAAAGGAUUAUCAGGCAGAGAUUGCAGUUGUGUUUCAGGCUGUGUAGGUGGGCUGGAGUGAAGGUUUGGAGGUGCAGGCUGCCGUGUCCAUUCCUUGGCCCUGCAUGGCUGCGAUGGCGCCCGCUCUGACUGACGCCCCAGCCGAAGCCCGCCACAUCCGCUUCAAACUUGCCUCUCCCUCAUCCACCCUGUCCCCCGGCAGCACCGAGAACAACAGCAACGCCAGUAACAUCCUUAUCUCCGACUCAGUCUCAGACUCUGCCGGUAGCCACACCAACGGCAAGUGUCACAUCAACGCCGACGACGGACAGAACUUCGCCCAUUAUCACAGCGUCAAGGGUCAGGAGCAGGACCCCCUGUCUAAAGCCCCGUCUCUGGGCAAGCUGGCACCUUACUUGUGCUCUGAUGUCAAACCAUUGCCCUCGUCCACCAAAGUCAAGGAGUCACUGAAGCUGCAAGGUGUCCUCAUCAAGCAGUCGGUGCUGAAGAGCCACGGCCUGCUGAGCAGCUCCAUAUUCCCCAGCGCUGCUGCAGGCAGCGACUUCCUGCUGCGCAAGCGCCACGCACUUGAGCUGACUGGAGGUCAACUGAAGAGUCUGGUCAACGGUACCGGAGCUGGAAGUACCAUGGUGCCUGUGAACAGACUCUCCAAGAAAGUGGCCGUACCUAGUGCCGCCGUGGCUGAGAAAGGCAGUGUGGCCACAGUGAAUGGAGACAGCAACCAGCCUUCCACCAAUGGGGAAGCGCUGUUAUCCGUGUCCUCGAAGUCUGUUGGUACCUUUGCAACCGGUGGACAGAACGGCGAUGUGAAGCCACAACAGAAUUUGACACCAAGCAUUCAAGGCGUGUCAUCACAAAGGGAGCUCACGGCUUUGUCUGAAAGUGCAGAAGUUAACGCAGAACCGGAGAGUCCCGUUGAUGGAAUGGUAGUCGAAACAAACAGUAACAAUGUCGUCGACUGUCCCUCGUCCCUUAGCUCUUCCCCGGUCCACGAUGACUCAUCCCUUUCGACUCCCAACCUGGAGGCUCUGCUCUGGGAUCGGGCUCAGCAGAGCCAACACAGGCAAACGGACAUCGAAGGCCGCCUGCUGCGUCUUCGCAAGCGGCUGCAGGUGGUGCAGGCCAAGCAGGUGGAACGGCAUUUCAAACAGCAACUUGCUGGUUUUGUGGACCGCACUCUGACCCCGACAUCUAGCCGCAGGGCGGAUCCAGGGGCGUGGAGAGGGUCUCGCGCUUCCGUGGGCACCCACGCACAUAACCUGAGUCGGUUUUUGAAGGGUGGUAGGGUGGCUUUGGAACUGGAUCAACUGCAUCUCAGCGGCACCACGCAUUUACGAGCGACAGAGGCUCAGUUUGACUCGGACGCCACCGAAAGCAGUUCGGGAGGAGAGAGUGACAUCGAGGAGGAGGAGCUUACCAGAGCGGAUGUUGACCAGCGUCAUAUUAAACUAUGGAGAAGAGCAGAAGGGCGCUUUGCCAGGGAAAGAGCCACAAUCAUCAGUCACUGGACAUGGCUGCAGGCUCAGAUAUCAGACCUGGAGUACCGCAUCCGACAGCAGGUCGAUAUCUACCGCCAGCUCCGCGCCAGCAAGGGUCUUGUGGAGCUGGGAGACUCCGUCCCUUCCUGCCAGAGAACCGAGACUAAUGAGAAUGUCCUAACCUCAGCAACAUCCCAUAAUUUCACAGAAUCCCAGUCUCGUUUGACAGACACAUCUGAGAAUGACAUCUCCGUUAGUAGCGUGACAGAAAUGUCCGGCACAUGCCCAUCAAAUCUGGACAGCAGCUGUACCUCCGCACGAACACGCCCACUGUUGACCUGCAGGAGACGACGUCUUAUCCACCCGAACACUGUCCACAAUCUCAACGGCAAGGUUCAGAGAGUGUCUUUUUCACCUCUAUGUGUGUGUGAAGUCAACGGCUCAUGUGUCAUGUGUGGCGGUGCUCCUCCCCUCUCCAAACCAGACUUACCAUUUGAUCGCCCUCUGCUGGAGAGAGUCGCACAUCAAGACUGCAGCAUCCACCCCAUUCUGUCCAUGCAAUCAGAUGUGGCUCUCAGCUUACAAUUGCAGAAGGUUUUGAGGUCUCAUUGGCAGACUCGUCCGUUUGACCGGAUCAAACCACUCAAGAAGAUCUCUCUGAAACACAAGCUCUCCAUCACACCAUCAUCAUCAUCCUCCUUCCUCUCCAAACACAAAUUCAGACUAUCAAACCCACAUGCGGCUGCAGUCCGAUUGGCCCGUCACAAGAGCAGGUCGGAGAGGCUGCACAGGCAGCGAGUGGACAACAUCUCAUGUGUCCCAAAACCGGACACACUCACACCCUGCCGGCCGGAUCGUGUGCUGGACCGUAGUCACAGCAGGAAGAGGGUCAGAGAGCAUUCACUGGACAGAGCAGACUCACCAAAGGUGGUGAUGGAUGCAGGCAGUCCGUGUCCUUCUCUGUCCAGCCUUCACUCCUCCAACACCAGUCCCCUGACCAGACAGCUCUCCCUCCCCGUUGAGAGCAGCACUCCUCUGGGAAACAGCGUGCCCAUACGGAGAAGAAGAGGCGAGAGUCCGUUUGAUAUCAACAACAUCGUCAUUCCAAUGUCAGUGGCCGCCACCACCAGAGUGGAGAAACUUCAGUACAAGGAAAUUCUCACACCGAGAUGGAGGGAAGUGGACAUUUUAGCCAAACCACUGGCAGAGGAAGACACUAACAUCCCGGUGGAGGACCUAUCAGAUGCCACGUUCACUAAACUCCACCAGCCGUUAGAGGAGCAGGAGCGCUCUCGCUGGCGAUGGACGGCUCUCGCACCCGGCAAGAGGAGAGGCAGCAGGUCCUAUAAAUCCCUGGACGGGCGAACGACACCAUCAAUAGUGGGAACGAAUCCUUCGACGCCUCAGCCCUCAUCCCCGGACGCAAGUCACUUCCACAUCCUGCAGGACUACGGGCCGGUGCCGUCACCCCUGAGCCCACCCAGCCCCGACACGCCCUGCUCCCGUGACGCACACACACCUCACACCAGAGACACACACAGACUGCUGUACAGUGAAGACACAUGCGGUUCCACUUCAGACUGCACCUUUGAGGAGACGAUGGUCCAGCCCUGGGAACACAGGAGUUUUCCUUUGUCUGAGGACCCGAUAGUGGAGCCCGAGAUGGACAAGAAUCAACUGAGCUUUCCUACAGGCCUCAGAGACAACGCCCACUGCAGGGCGGAGUCAGAGAGUGACGCUUCCUCGCCGUGAUGAUGAACUGAUAAACUAACAGGAACGACCUUAAAACCACACCUCCUAUGGCAUUAAUUGAGAAAAAAACUCAUACUAAUCAAAACAAACAAACAAAAAAAUCUGUCAGGACUUCUGUUGUUUGAUAUUCAAACAUCACCCAAUUAUUUUCACAGUUUUUAGUGAAUAUUACCGAACAUAGAAAGCUAAACCUGUCUUCUAAAACUCUUUUCUCAGAAGAAAAAUGUAAACGAG